AGAUGACGUCACCAAAAGAAGGCGGAGAUCUAUGGUAUUGGACGCCGAACCGUUUCCACGUCGUUCCCACUUCCCACUGGCACUGGCCACUAUCUCUUUGUCUAAUUCCUUUACUUCCCUGCUUCCCAUCGCCGGCGUCUUCUGCCGCAAGCCACACAGAUUCGCUUCAGCCGCUUUGUCCCUACUUCCUACCUCCGGACAUCUCGUAUUUAAGUUUAUGCAUUUCUUCCUACUGCUAUUUCUUUUCUUAGGGAAAAAAGGAAAUCACAGCAGGAGAGACUCCUACCUUAUACUUUUAUUUUGUUCAACUUCUCCUCCUUCGUCAUAUCUCUACGUUUUCUGGCAACGCACCCAAAGACCAACCUUUUUAUAAGCUACAAGCCACGUGAUUAAGGAGUAGUGUUACGGAGAUGAUUGAUCCGGAAGAGAUAUCCCAAAUGUGGAGUCCAUUUCUUAACUAUCUCAUCAAGUUAGAGAAGGAACUGAAAUGCUUCAUAUGCAAUGGUUUGUUUAAAAAACCAAAACUAUUACCGUGUAAUCACAUAGUUUGCAGCGACUGUAUUAUCACUCCUUUAACCCGUCAACGUUCUGUUUGCCAUUCUUGUCAGAACCCUUUUCGAUACGAAGACACUAGGGAUGCUCUUCACGUAGAAAGGAUGGUGAACCUUUUUCAAGAGAUGGAUGCUGCUAUUGGCAGCAUUAUUCAACAGAGAUCAUCACCUAAAAAUGUGCCGGGUGAUAAACCACAAGGAGUACAUAAUGUGCAAGAUAAAUCAAGCCAGUCAUGCCUCUCUAAAAAAGUUUCACUUGAAGGAGAUGAACCACCAGGAUUACAUAAUGUAGAAGAUAAACCUAGCCAUUCACCCCUCUCCAAAAAAGUUUCACUUGCAGGAGAUGAGCCGGAAAGAGUACAUAAUGCACAAAAUAAACCAAGCCAUUCAGGUUCACAUGGUUCUCCAUCUGCCAAUUACAGGUCUUCAAAAAGAAAAGUAGAUGAAAGAAAUUAUGAAGCAAUGCCAAAUAGAAGCACGGAUUCUGAAGAACAUUUGAAGCUGAAGGAGUCCAGUAAUCACCCUUCAUUUGGUGAAAAUAGCGGUUCUAAAUUGCAGAAACAUGAUAGUUAUCCUGAACAGAAUCUCCAAGCCUCUUUUCGAAUGAAAAAUGGUGCUUCUCGACUCAACAAUUUCAAGAAAGCAAAGACACCAAAGAAUGCAAAGACCAGGAAUAAUGCUAGUCCAGAUAAUCAUAAUGGAGGAAUUUUGUAUGGUGAUGAAUGCGCAUUUUGCCAUUCUUUCCGAAUUACAGAGGAUUCUGGACCUAUGAAAUGUUACAAAGAUGGAAAACUCAUCGCAUUGGAGGAAUCAAACCAGUCCAAUGGAAUAUACGUUCAUGAAAAGUGUGUUGAAUGGGCUCCUCAAGUGUAUUUUUCUGGGGAAAUCGUGAAAAACUUUGAGUUAGAACUAAAGCGAGCAUCAAAGAUAAAAUGCAGCAAAUGUGGAGUGAAAGGUGCUGCUCUUGGUUGUUAUUAUAGCAACUGCCUUAAGAGCUAUCAUGUCACUUGUGCAGUUCAGAUUCCAGAUUGUCGAUGGGAUUGUAGAAAUUUUAAUGUGCUCUGCCCUUGUCACACUUCUGAAAAAUUACAAUGCGAUGAUUCUGGGAAGAACGACAACAGUACACAUCUCCAAUCUAUUCAGAUAGACUCUUCUAAGCCUUUAGGGAAGCUAAAAGAUGAUCGAAGUAACAAUUCUGCUGCUGCAAUGGAUGUUUCAAAUGAAAUUAUAUUCUUGGGCUCUGAUCUCAUGGAUUCAGAAAAGAAGCUCCUUGUUGAAUUGGCUAGCUUGAUUGGAGGAAAGGUGACAGAAAGAUGGACGCAUGAGGUAACACAUGUCAUUGUUUCAACCAAUGAGUGUGGUGCUUGCAGAAGAACAUAUGAUUUCCUAUUGGCUGUUUUGAGUUGGAAAUGGAUUCUCACAACAAAGUGGGUUAAGGUUAGCUUGGAGUCAGGACAUCUUGUCGAGGAAGAGCCAUUUGAAGUUAGGUUUGAUGAAAAAGGUUUUGCAGAUGGACCCAAGAAAAGAAGGCAUAAUAUAAUCAGCAAGGUUCGUGCUUUCUCACUUGGAUGCUCGAUGAUGUUUAAUUCAAUUAUUGCAUUGUUCCAAAGUUGUCUUGGAUAUUUGCCAUUUCUGUGGCAGGCAAAAAACUUAUUUGCAGGUCUACGCUUUUAUAUAAGUGAACACUUCGAUCAAUCAUCUGAACAGUCUCUUCGGGAGCUUGUUGUGGAUGCUGGUGGAAGGGUGUUGGAGGCGGAUUGUUUGGUGGUGAAGUACCCUUCUCCAAAUGCAUCUUCAGUUGAAUCAUUUCUGUAUUUCAUUUACAAUGCAGACUAUCUGAAGGAUAAUUAUCCGAGAGAUAUUAUGACGAUUAAAGAUGAAAGAUGUAAAGAAGUAGACAUGUUUAUGAAGACCGGUGCCCGACCAGUAAGUAAUAAUAGAGUUAUGGAUGCCAUUGCUACUUUGGACGUCAAAACUUUGGAUGUUAUAUGCCUCGAUCAAGUAGACUAGUGACUUCAAUGCAUUUGCUCUUUUGGUAGAGUUCAGAAGUAUGGACUUUUGUUAUUGUGGGGUUGCAGUGCUCCUUUUUGCUAUGCUUUCAGCCAAUUGGCAAUGGAUGUAAAAUUGGAUGGUCUUCAUUUUGCUUGAUUGUAUGCUAAAGUUUCUUCUUGUAAA
Messenger RNA from Zingiber officinale, 2726 nucleotides. RefSeq names its product BRCA1-associated RING domain protein 1-like. Gene Ontology annotation, biological process: double-strand break repair via homologous recombination; negative regulation of fatty acid biosynthetic process; positive regulation of transcription by RNA polymerase II. Bases 411 to 2561 code for a protein of 716 amino acids. The transcript is spliced from 13 exons. NCBI's taxonomy places the organism in Eukaryota, Viridiplantae, Streptophyta, Magnoliopsida, Zingiberales, Zingiberaceae. The record is from RefSeq and is a predicted model, not a curated record. Gene Ontology annotation, cellular component: plasma membrane; BRCA1-A complex; BRCA1-BARD1 complex. Gene Ontology annotation, molecular function: ubiquitin-protein transferase activity; metal ion binding.